AACAAAGGUAGAGCAACCAGAGGGCCCCUGGGGCUGGCUUCACAUUCACCCCUUAUGUCUGAUUGGCAGAUGUAGGGGAAGAAAUCGGGAGAGAGAGAGAUUCUUUGCAUUUGUUCACACCAGCUCUAUGCAGUUCAAUAAAAGCUGUGCUCCUCUCCAGGCAUGAGGACUUUGGCUGCUUGUAUCAGGGGAAGGAGAUGGACAGGGUCUUGGAAUCAGUGAAGCAGAUAGUCUUCAGAGUGCUACCCCACACAGAUGCAGACAGUGUCUUCAAGGACUUGAAUGUAGUGGGGAUGCUGCAUGAGUUCUGGGAGCAGAAGCAAGCGGGAGGAUCGCUGUGUGGCACUGAGAGCCUGGUGGUGUACGAGUCUGUGCCCUCUCCCAGCCCACCCUUCGUGUGCUACGUCACGCUGCCAGGGGGCAGCUGCUUCGGGAACUUCCAGGACUGUCUCUCUAAGGCAGACAGCAGACGUGCUGCAGCGCGGGUAGCGCUCAUGAACUCUGUGUUUAACGAGCUGCCUUCUCGCAGGAUAACACAAGAAUUCAUCAGCCACAGUGUCCAGGAAGCAGCCUCCACAGCCAGUGGUUGUGUGGGUGAUGCCAUGGAUCCUGGUACAAGCAUUGGGGUCUAUUGCUACAUGCUGCAGUCAAACCUGGGCAAAACCAUGCUGGAAUUUCAGGAACUAAUGACAGUGUUCCAGUUAUUACACUGGAACGGGAGCCUAAAGAUAUUCAGGGAGAGAAAAUGUUCCCGUCAGGAAGUCAUUUCAUAUUAUUCACAGCACCGCUUGGAAGAGUGCUUCCGCAGCCACAUGGCGCUGGACUGGAUCUCGAAGGAGCAGGAGACCCCAGGGAUCAUCUCCUGGGAGCUGCAGGUGGCCCUGAGGGAGCUGGAGGAAGCCCGGAGAGCAGGCAGGGAGCUGCGCUUCUACAAGGAAAAGAGAGAGAUCCUGAGUCUGGCUCUCAGUCAGAGGCACAGCGAAGGGGCGAGUGCAGAGUGAGUGUCAGGAGUC
Messenger RNA from Polyodon spathula (Mississippi paddlefish), 1013 nucleotides. RefSeq names its product limb and CNS expressed 1 (gene lix1). The transcript is spliced from 6 exons. NCBI's taxonomy places the organism in Eukaryota, Metazoa, Chordata, Actinopteri, Acipenseriformes, Polyodontidae. The record is from RefSeq and is a predicted model, not a curated record. Gene Ontology annotation, cellular component: cytoplasm. Gene Ontology annotation, biological process: autophagosome maturation. Bases 198 to 1001 code for a protein of 267 amino acids.